Molecule: messenger RNA, 2207 nt
Organism: Spinacia oleracea (spinach)
Lineage: Eukaryota; Viridiplantae; Streptophyta; Magnoliopsida; Caryophyllales; Amaranthaceae
Exons: 5
Coding region: 84-1754 (556 amino acids)
Biological process (GO): peptidyl-serine phosphorylation; spliceosomal complex assembly; regulation of mRNA processing
Molecular function (GO): ATP binding; protein serine/threonine kinase activity
Source: RefSeq, a predicted model, not a curated record
GUCACCAACUAAACUCUUUCUUUUUCCCAUCUCUCUUGACAAAUAAAAGACCAAAGCUCUUCGGAUCGGAAAAAUCACCUGAGAUGGAUAACCGGCGUAAAGAGACGGUGUCCGUUACGGCGGAUACAGAGGAGCUGAGAGAGAAAGGGGAGCCGAGAGAGAAAGAGGCGGCGGUAGAAGAAGAGGAAGAAGAAGAAGUGAGCGAAAGUGGAAGCGAUUACACGUCGGAAGACGAAGGAAAGGAUGAUUACAGGAGAGGAGGUUAUCAUGCCGUGAGAAUUGGCGAUUCCUUCAAAAAUGGAGCUUACGUUGUCCAGAGCAAGCUUGGUUGGGGCCAUUUCUCCACCGUCUGGCUAGCUUGGGACACCAAUCACUCGCGAUAUGUAGCGUUGAAAGUGCAAAAGAGUGCGCAACAUUACACUGAAGCGGCAAUGGAUGAGAUAACGAUAUUGAAACAGAUUGCUGACGGUGACCCAGAUGAUAAGAAGUGUGUAGUGAAGCUUCUAGAUCAUUUCAAACAUUCCGGUCCAAAUGGACAGCAUGUGUGUAUGGUGUUUGAGUAUUUGGGGGACAAUCUUUUGACAUUAAUCAAGUAUUCUGACUAUCGUGGGAUGCCUAUGGAUAAGGUGAAGGAGAUAUGCUAUCAUAUUCUAGUUGGCUUGGAUUAUUUGCAUAAGCAGCUGUCUAUCAUACACACUGAUUUAAAGCCGGAAAACAUAUUACUAUUGUCGGUGAUAGACUCGUCUAAGGACCCUAGAAAAACUGGUGCUCCUCUGGUUCUUCCUAAUAGCAAAGACAAAACCCUUUACGAGUCUAGCAGUACAAAGGAAAGUAAAGUGUCGAAUGGCGAUUUGACAAAGAAUCAGAAGAAAAAGAUCCGGAGGAAGGCGAAACGUGCAGCUCAAGGGUGUGCAGGGAAGGAAGCUGCUGCUGACUCCGAGCAAGAUCCUGAAACCUCAGAUGUUGAUGGUGUGAAGAGAACAAGUGGUGGAAGUUCAGUCCAUAAGAGAGGGAGCCGAUCAACUAGACGGAAACUUUUGGAGUCUGUGGACCUCAAGUGCAAAUUGGUUGACUUUGGCAAUGCUUGCUGGACUUACAAACAGUUUACAAAUGAUAUUCAGACUAGGCAGUAUAGGUGUCCUGAAGUGAUCCUUGGAUCAAAAUAUUCUACCUAUGCUGACUUGUGGUCCUUUGCGUGCAUUUGUUUUGAGCUUGCAACUGGUGAUGUUCUGUUUGAUCCUCAUAGUGGUGACAAUUAUGACAGAGAUGAGGAUCACCUAGCCCUGAUGAUGGAGCUCAUGGGAAUGAUGCCACGCAAGAUUGCGUUAGGGGGUCGUUAUUCUCGGGACUUCUUCAACAGAUAUGGAGACUUGCGACAUAUUCGCCGGCUUCGAUUCUGGCCAUUAAACAAGGUUCUUGUGGAGAAGUACGAGUUCAAUGAAAAAGAUGCAAAUGAUCUGGCAGAAUUUCUAAUUCCAAUUCUUGAUUUUGUCCCUGACAAGCGUCCCUCUGCUGGUGAAUGCCUUUCACAUCCGUGGAUUGCUGGAGGCCUUACUGGUCUAAAGGCUUCUCCACCUGAAAGCCAAGAAGUUGAUGUUACUAUUACAGAUAAAAAGAAGAAAGAAAAGGAUGAAAGAGAAGCAAUGGAGAAAGGCAUGGGGAGUAUUGCUAUCACUAUAGACUCAAAGCCAAGCAAACAACCUCUUUCUUCUCCUAAACCUUCAAAAGCAGCUGUAAUUGGUUCAUCCAGGUAGGAAACUACUCUGUGCUGGAGCAAAACAUUCUCAAAAUCUAACCUAAAUUUCUUCGUACCAUGUUCUGCUUCUACUCUACACAAUUUUCUCUCGUGCGAUCUGAUGUUGGGUGGGAUGGUAUGGGAUUGGAUGCAUUCUUUUUGUUAUUCACCGGAGCUGUGGCUCCAAUAGAAAGGUCCUCAAUCGAUUCUGAAAUUUGUUGGACAGUUGUUGCCCGGCUUCUGUUUUGUACGAUCAAGGCUAACCUCUUCUAAUGCUGUCUUGUUGAUACCUUGUCGAUUGUGCAAAGAAUCAAUGUACUAUAUCGCGACCUACCUUAUUCAUUUGUUAAUGAUAUUGAUCUUAAUUUUGUCUCCUGUUGCUUUGGUUUAAAAGGCAUGGUUUUGGCUUAAGACCACACACAUCGUUGUAAUACAUUGUUAACUGGAUUAAUUGCCUUUCUACUUUCUAGUA